UCUCGCGAGAGUAGGUGGGAGCGCGCCAAAUUCUCCCCGGACCGUCAGGAAACUUGUGAGCUGCGCGAUGGUCCUCAGGAACUCUGGACGUAGGCACGCCGAACCGGGCGCGGACGGCGAAGGCAGCCGGGAUGAUGGUCCCUCUUCCUCAGUCUCAGCACUCAAGCGUCUGGAACGCAGCCAGUGGACAGAUAAGAUGGACUUUAGGUUUGGUUUUGAGAGGCUGAAAGAGCCUGGAGAAAGGACCGGCUGGCUCAUCAACAUGCACCCUACUGAGAUUUUAGAUGAAGACAAACGCUUAGUCAGUGCAGUGGAUUACUACUUCAUUCAAGAUGAUGGAAGCAGAUUUAAGGUGGCCUUGCCCUAUAAGCCGUAUUUCUACAUUGCAACCAGAAAGGGUUGUGAGCGUGAAGUUUCAUCUUUUCUAUCCAAGAAGUUUCAGGGUAAAAUUGCAACACUAGAGAAUGUUCCCAAAGAAGAUCUGGACUUGCCAAAUCACUUGGUCGGCUUGAAGCGGAGUUACAUCAAACUGUCCUUCCACACUGUAGAGGACCUUGUCAAAGUGAGGAAGGAGAUCUCCCCUGCUGUGAAAAAGAACCGGGAGCAGGACCAUACCAGUGAUGAGUACACAGCAAUGCUUUCCAGUAUUCUGCAAGGAGGCAAUGUAAUUACUGAUGAAGAGGAAACCUCUAAGAAGAUAUCUGACCAGUUGGACAACAUAGUGGACAUGCGGGAGUAUGAUGUUCCCUACCACAUUCGCCUCUCCAUUGAUCUCAAAAUCCAUGUGGCUCAUUGGUACAAUGUCAGAUUUCGAGGAAAUGCUUUUCCUGUGGAAAUCACCCGACGAGUUGAUCUUGUUGAACGACCUGACCCUGUGGUUUUGGCAUUUGACAUUGAGACAACCAAACUGCCUCUCAAAUUUCCUGAUGCUGAAACAGACCAGAUUAUGAUGAUUUCCUAUAUGAUUGAUGGCCAGGGCUACCUCAUCACUAACAGGGAGAUUGUUUCAGAAGAUAUUGAAGAUUUUGAGUUCACUCCCAAACCAGAAUAUGAAGGGCCCUUUUGUGUCUUCAAUGAACCCGAUGAGGUCCAUUUGAUCCAGAGAUGGUUUGAGCAUGUCCAGGAGACCAAACCUACUAUUAUGGUCACCUACAAUGGGGAUUUUUUUGACUGGCCAUUUGUGGAGGCUAGGGCAGCAGUCCAUGGCCUGAGCAUGUACCAGGAGAUAGGUUUCCAGAAGGACAGCCAGGGGGAAUAUAAAGCAUCCCAGUGCAUCCACAUGGACUGCCUCAGGUGGGUGAAGAGGGACAGCUACCUUCCUGUGGGCAGUCAUAAUCUCAAGGCAGCUGCCAAGGCCAAACUUGGCUAUGACCCUGUAGAGCUGGACCCCGAGGACAUGUGUCGUAUGGCCACUGAGCAGCCUCAGACUCUGGCCACUUACUCAGUGUCAGAUGCUGUUGCCACUUACUACCUGUACAUGAAGUAUGUCCAUCCCUUCAUAUUCGCCCUGUGCACCAUUAUUCCCAUGGAACCUGAUGAGGUGCUGCGGAAAGGCUCUGGAACACUGUGUGAAGCCUUGUUGAUGGUGCAAGCUUUCCACGCCAACAUUAUCUUCCCCAAUAAGCAAGAGCAGGAGUUCAACAAGCUGACAGAUGAUGGCCAUGUGCUGGAUGCUGAGACCUACGUGGGGGGCCAUGUGGAAGCACUAGAGUCUGGUGUCUUCCGAAGUGAUAUCCCGUGCCGGUUUAAGAUGAAUCCUGCAGCCUUUGAUUUCCUGCUACAGCGAGUUGAGAAAACUAUGCGCCAUGCCAUUGAAGAAGAAGAGAAGGUGCCUAUGGAACAAGUCACCAACUUUCAAGAGGUGUGUGAUCAGAUUAAGGCCAAGCUCACCUGCCUAAAAGAUGUUCCUAACAGAAUAGAAUGCCCUCUUAUCUACCAUCUAGAUGUUGGGGCCAUGUAUCCUAACAUAAUCCUUACAAACCGCCUGCAGCCUUCUGCCAUAGUGGAUGAGGCCACCUGUGCUGCCUGUGACUUCAAUAAGCCUGGAGCAAAUUGUCAGAGGAAGAUGGCCUGGCAGUGGAGGGGAGAAUUCAUGCCAGCAAGUCGCAGUGAAUACCAUCGAAUCCAACAUCAGCUGGAGUCAGAGAAGUUUCCUCCUUUGUUCCCAGAGGGGCCAGCCCGGGCCUUUCAUGAGCUGUCCCGUGAGGAACAGGCUAAAUAUGAGAAGCGGAGGCUGGCAGAUUAUUGCCGGAAAGCCUAUAAGAAGAUCCAUAUGACCAAGGUAGAAGAACGUCUGACAACCAUCUGCCAGCGGGAAAACUCAUUUUAUGUGGACACAGUUCGCGCCUUUCGAGACAGGCGCUACGAGUUCAAAGGGCUGCACAAGGUAUGGAAGAAGAAGCUCUCAGCAGCUGUAGAGGUGGGUGAUGCAUCGGAGGUGAAGCGCUGCAAGAACAUGGAGAUCCUUUAUGACUCACUGCAGCUGGCUCACAAGUGCAUCCUCAACUCCUUCUAUGGCUAUGUCAUGCGCAAAGGGGCUCGCUGGUACUCCAUGGAGAUGGCUGGUAUCGUCUGCUUCACAGGAGCCAACAUCAUCACCCAGGCAAGAGAGCUGAUUGAGCAGAUCGGGAGGCCCUUAGAACUGGACACAGAUGGAAUAUGGUGUGUCCUACCCAAUAGUUUUCCUGAAAAUUUUGUCAUCAAGACAACCAAUGUGAAGAAACCCAAACUGACCAUCUCCUAUCCUGGUGCCAUGUUGAACAUCAUGGUCAAGGAAGGCUUCACCAACCACCAGUAUCAGGAACUGAUGGAGCCUUCCUCGCUCACCUAUGUCACCCGCUCUGAGAACAGCAUCUUUUUUGAAGUUGAUGGACCAUACCUUGCUAUGAUACUCCCAGCCUCUAAGGAAGAAGGCAAGAAACUGAAGAAGAGAUACGCUGUAUUUAAUGAAGAUGGUUCCUUGGCUGAACUGAAAGGUUUUGAGGUGAAACGCCGAGGGGAGUUACAGCUGAUUAAAAUAUUCCAGUCCUCAGUGUUUGAGGCCUUCCUCAAGGGCAGCACACUGGAGGAAGUGUAUGGCUCUGUGGCCAAGGUGGCUGACUACUGGCUCGAUGUGCUCUAUAGCAAGGCUGCUAACAUGCCUGAUUCUGAAUUGUUUGAGCUGAUUUCUGAGAACCGUUCCAUGUCUCGGAAGCUAGAAGAUUAUGGGGAGCAGAAGUCUACAUCCAUCAGCACAGCAAAGCGCCUGGCUGAAUUUUUGGGAGACCAAAUGGUCAAGGAUGCUGGACUAAGCUGUCGCUAUAUCAUCUCCAGAAAGCCAGAGGGAUCUCCUGUCACUGAGAGGGCCAUUCCACUUGCCAUUUUCCAAGCAGAGCCUACAGUGAGGAAACAUUUUCUGAGGAAAUGGCUAAAGAGUUCAUCACUUCAAGACUUUGAUAUUCGCACAAUUCUGGACUGGGACUACUACAUAGAGCGGCUAGGAAGUGCCAUCCAGAAAAUCAUCACUAUCCCUGCAGCUCUGCAGCAGGUGAAGAACCCAGUUCCACGUGUCAAACACCCAGACUGGCUGCAUAAAAAAUUGCUAGAAAAGAAUGAUGUCUACAAGCAGAAGAAGAUCAGUGAACUCUUUGUCCUUGAAGGAAAGAGACAGAUUGUGAUGGCACAGGCUUCAGAAAACAAUCUGAGUGUCUGCACUCCAGACAUCGAGGACUUUGGACUCACAAAGCCAUACCACUCUGCAGUCCCAGUUGCUACUAAGAGGAAGCGAGUCUGGGAGAGCCAAGAGGAGUCUCAGGAUAUUGCACUAACUGUGCCCUGGCAAGAGGUCUUGGGGCAGCCUCCCUCCCUCGGAACUACCCAAGAAGAGUGGUUGGUCUGGCUCCAGUUCCACAAGAAAAAGUGGCAGCUACAGGCCCAACAGCGCCUGGCCCGCAGGAAGAAGCAACGUCUAGAGUCAACAGAGGAUGUGCCAAGGCUUGGGGCUAUCCGAGAGGGACCUGCCACGGGGCUGGGAAGCUUUUUGCGACGGACUGCCCGAAGUAUUCUGGACCUUCCAUGGCAGAUUGUACAGAUCAGUGAGACCAACCAGGCUGGUCUCUUCAGGCUAUGGGCCAUCAUCGGCAGUGACUUGCACUGCAUCAAGCUGAGCAUCUCUCGAGUAUUCUAUGUGAACCAGCGGGUAGCCAAAGCAGAGGAAGGACCUUCAUAUCGAAAGGUGAAUCGGGCUCUUCCUCGUUCCAACAUGGUCUACAAUCUCUAUGAGUAUUCAGUACCAGAGGACAUGUACCAAGAACACAUCAACGAGAUCAACACUGAGUUGUCAGCACCAGACAUUGAGGGCGUGUAUGAGACUCAGGUCCCGUUGUUAUUCCGGGCCCUUGUACAGCUGGGCUGUGUGUGUGUAGUCAACAAACAGCUGGUAAGGCACCUUUCAGGAUGGGAAGCUGAAACCUUUGCCCUCGAGCACCUAGAAAUGCGUUCACUGGCUCAGUUCAGCUACUUGGAACCAGGGAGUAUCCGCCACAUCUACCUGUACCACCACUCACAGGGCCACAAGGCACUCUUUGGUGUCUUUAUCCCCUCUCAGCGAAGAGCAUCUGUGUUUGUAUUGGAUACUGUGCGCAGCAACCAAAUGCCCAGCCUCAGUGCCCUGUACUCAGCAGAACAUAGCCUGCUACUGGAGAAGGUGGACCCCAAGCUCCUCCCUCCCCCCAAACACACCUUUGAAGUUCGUGCUGAAACCAACCUGAAGACGAUCUGCAGAGCUAUCCAACGCUUCCUGCUUGCCUAUAAGGAAGAACGCCGGGGGCCCACACUCAUCGCUGUCCAGUCUAACUGGGAGCUGUGUAGACUGGCCAGUGAGAUUCCUGUCUUAGAGGAGUUCCCACUGGUGCCUGUCCGAGUGGCUGACAAGAUCAGCUAUGGAGUUCUGGACUGGCAGCGCCAUGGAGCCCGCCGAAUGAUCUGGCACUACCUCAAUUUAGACACUUGCCUUUCACAGGCUUUUGAGAUGAGCAGGUAUUUCCACAUCCCCGUUGGGAACCUACCAGAAGACAUUUCCACCUUUGGCUCCGACCUUUUUUUUGCACGCCACCUCCAGCGCCACAACCACCUGCUUUGGCUGUCUCCUACCUCUCGGCCUGACCUGGGUGGGAAGGAAGCUGAUGACAAUCGCCUUGUCAUGGAGUUUGAUGAUCGAGCCACUGUGGAAAUCAAUAGUCCUGGCUGUUAUUCCACUGUGUGCGUGGAGUUGGACAUUCAAAAUCUGGCAGUCAACACCAUCCUCCAGUCCCACCAUAUCAAUGACAUGGAGGGGGCUGGCAGCAUGGGCAUCAGCUUCGAUGUGAUUCAGCAGGCCUCCCUAGAGGACAUGGUCACAGGCAAUCAAGCUGCCAAUGCCCCAGCCAGCUAUGAUGAGACAGCCCUCUGCUCUAGCACCUUCAGGAUCCUGAAGAGCAUGGUAGUUGGCUGGGUAAAGGAGAUCACACAGUACCACAAUAUCUAUGCUGACAAUCAGGUUAUGCACUUCUACCGCUGGCUCCAGUCACCAUGUUCUCUGCUCCAUGACCCAGCCUUGCACCGGACACUACACAAUAUGAUGAAGAAGCUCUUCUUGCAGCUCAUUGCUGAGUUCAAGCGGCUGGGGUCAUCAGUCAUCUAUGCCAACUUCAAUCGCAUCAUCCUUUGUACAAAGAAGCGCCGGAUAGAGGAUGCCCUUGCCUAUGUGGAAUAUAUCACCAACAGCAUCCAUUCUAAAGAGAUCUUCCAUUCCCUGACAAUCUCUUUCUCUCGAUGCUGGGAAUUUCUUCUCUGGAUGGAUCCAUCCAACUAUGGUGGAAUCAAAGGAAAAGUUCCAUCUAGUAUUCACUGUGGACAGCAAGACUCCCAGGAAAAGGAGGAAACCAAGGAUGAGGAAGAUGAGGAAGAGGAUGAGGAGGAAGAGGGUAUGGAGGAAUCUGAGGUUGAGGACCUACUGGAGAACAACUGGAACAUUCUGCAGUUUUUGCCACAGGCAGCCUCUUGCCAGAGCUACUUCCUCAUGAUUGUUUCAGCAUACAUCGUGGCUGUGUACCAUAGCAUGAAGAAUGAAUUGAGACACACUGUCCCAGGCAGUACCCCUGUGAAGAGGAAGGGGGCUAGCCAGUUCUCCCAAGAGGCUAACGGGGCAGCUGGAGCCCUUCCUGGAAUGGUCACCUUCUCUCAAAAUUAUGUGGCAAAUGAGCUCACUCAGAGCUUCUUCACCAUCACUCAGAAAAUUCAGAAGAAAGUCACAGGCUCUCGGAACUCCACUGAGCCCUCAGAGAUGUUCCCUGUCCUCCCUGGUUCACACUUGCUGCUCAAUAAUCCUGCUCUGGAGUUCAUCAAAUAUGUGUGCAAGGUAUUGUCCCUGGAUACAAACAUCACAAAUCAGGUGAAUAAGCUGAACCGAGACCUACUUCGCCUGGUAGACGUUGGUGAAUUCUCUGAAGAGGCCCAGUUCAGAGACCCCUGCCACUCCUACGUGCUCCCUGAGGUGAUUUGCCACAGCUGUAAUUUCUGCCGAGACCUGGACCUGUGCAAAGAUUCCUCCUUCUCUCAGGAUGGGGCCAUCCUCCCUCAGUGGCUCUGCUCCAAUUGUCAGGCCCCCUACGACUCAGCUGCCAUUGAGUCAGCCUUGGUGGAAGUCCUGCAGAGGAAACUGAUGGCCUUCACACUACAGGACCUGGUAUGCCUGAAGUGCCGUGGUAUGAAAGAGACCCAUAUGCCUGUGUACUGCAGUUGUGCCGGGGACUUUGUUCUCACCAUCCACAUUGAGGUCUUCAUGGAACAGAUUAGAAUCUUCCAGAAUAUUGCCAAGCACUACAGUAUGUCAUACCUCCAGGAGACCAUAGAAUGGCUGCUACAAACAAGCCCUUUAUCAAACUGUUAGCAAGCCUAGGCAUAAGACAAGGUACUUUAAUGCCUGCUCCAGAUGGCUGAACCACUGACCACCUGACUUUUCCAAACUCAUAACUACAGUCCAGGAAUACCAGAGAGAAUACUUUCAGGGAGCUUCAGGGUGUCAUAAACAAGCAGGAGCAGGGAAUGCCUGUCCUCAGCUGCCUGCUAAAUAAACAUGUUUGAAACUUC
Messenger RNA from Peromyscus maniculatus bairdii (prairie deer mouse), 7107 nucleotides. It is a transcript of the gene Pole, whose product is annotated as DNA polymerase epsilon, catalytic subunit. Gene Ontology annotation, molecular function: single-stranded DNA 3'-5' DNA exonuclease activity; DNA-directed DNA polymerase activity; zinc ion binding. The record is from RefSeq and is a predicted model, not a curated record. Gene Ontology annotation, biological process: DNA replication proofreading; mitotic cell cycle; nucleotide-excision repair, DNA gap filling. Lineage: Eukaryota; Metazoa; Chordata; Mammalia; Rodentia; Cricetidae. Gene Ontology annotation, cellular component: epsilon DNA polymerase complex; nucleus.